GAGAAAACCGAGAGUGUAGAGAGCAGGUAGUCUAUGUUGUUGGCUCUCGAAAGUGAUAUAAAGGCGAACAUUAAUAUCGUCAAGCUUAACGCACCUGGUACUGCCGAGGAACAACAUCAACCGGCUGGUACCACUAAGUACCGUCGGUGAUCUCGGCAGUAUUAUUAUUUUAUUUUUAUUUUAUUUUUUUUAAAUUGUUUCACAUCAAUUAUCAUCAUCAUCAUCAUCAUAAUGGUGGGUGUAGUAUUGUUGAUGGUAUUGUGUCUGUUGUGUGAGUCUAGUUUAUCAAAACCAGCUCAACCAGAUCCACCAACAUCUGGUAUUACCACAAUUGGUGCUCGUAAAUUAGCAACUGCUGAAGAUUGUGCUGGUACAAUGGCAUUUUCUGCAAUAUCUGGAAUAAAUACUGAUGCUCGUCUUGUUUUUACUGAGACACUUAUUAACAAAGGCGUUGGUUAUGUUGCUGAAACAGGAAUAUUUACAGUUCAUUGUCCAGGUUUAUAUCAAUUUAGUUUUGCUGGAUAUGGUAGUAGUGAUUUGAAACUUACACUCAAGAAAAAACCAAACAAAUCUGAUAAUUGGCAAAAAGUUAUAUCAGCUGGUCCAGCUGGUGGAGCUAAUCUUGUACUUCAAGAUGUUUCUAUUGGUGAUCAAUAUUCUGUGUUUGUUGAUGCUGGUAAAACAAAUGAAGGCACAACAUUCACUGGCAUAAGAGUUGCAAGAAAAUCAUAAAUACACAAAAAAUUUUGAUAAGAAAGAAAAAAUACAUUUAAUUGGAUAUAGUAUAAAGUUUUUUGAGAAAAACUUUGUAAUCAUUUUGGAACAUUCCCACCAACAAAAAAAAAUUAAUAUCAACAUUGAUGAUGAAUGUGGAUACGCAUCGAACAAGUCAACAAGAAGAAACUAAAAAACGAAAAAAUUCUAAAAAAACAAAAAAACAAAAAAAAAAAACAAAAAAAAAUUGGAUAAAUUUUAUAGACGAAAAUUAAUUUCUUCGUUUCGACGCUACUCCCGAUGUACCUUUGUAAAUAAUUUUCAUUUUUUUUUUCUCAACUUUAUUUGACUAACUGUUGAUGAAUUUUGGCCCUCACAAUUUGACACACUUAACUGUGAUAGCUUGAAAUUUUUCGCUCUUCAAUAGCACCUUGGCUGUCCUAAAUUCACUUUUUUUUUUUUCUUUUCUUCUUAUUUUUCCCUUCACUGUCCUUAUUAUUUCUUACUUUUUAACUUCUACUUUUCUUUGAUCUACUUUUCUACUUUCUAUACUCUAUAACUUUUUCUUCCUUUUUUUUUCCUCUUCUCUUUUAAUUUUUUUUCUUCUUCUAAUAUGAACUUUAUUUUUUAUUUUUAUUACUUUCAAACUUAUUUUUCUUUUGACUUUAUCCUUGAGUACUUUUUUCUUCUACAAUAUUAAAUUUAUAUUUUUUUUUUUUUUUAUUAUUUGACUACCCACCAGUAUUACAUUUUCAAAAUUUUACCUAUCUACUUCUUUUUUCACCUUUAAACUUUACUGUCUUUUAUUGUUUUUUUAAAAAUAUUUCUUACUGUAUUUUUUUCUAUCUUCUAUUUCUUUUCUUUACUAUCAUCUAUUGUCUUUUUUUCCUAUCUAGACUUUUUUCUUCUUUACUCUAACCCUUUACUCUAACUAUCUAUGUUUUUUUUAUUUUAUGAUUUGUAAAAAAAUCUCUACCAUUUUCUUUUCUUCCUAAACUCUAUUUCUUUUCUUACUUUUCUAUUUUAAUUUACUCUUUUCUCUCUCUUCCUCUCUUAUCUUUUACAUUACCUUCUUCUUCUUUAUUUCUUUCCUAAUCUUAAUUCUCAAUUAUACCAAAAAAUAUCUGCUUCUUUUUUCUUCAUACUACUUACUCUUUUUCCUUAUAUUUCUCUAUCUAUCUCUUCUCAAUCUUUCUCUAAUUAUAUCUUCUCUAUUUUCCUUUCCUCUUUAAUUUUCACUUCUCAAUGUUUUUAUUUUUCUUUUCUUUUCUUAUCAAUCAAACUUAAACCAAAAGCUAUAUUUUAUUUUUCUACGAACUCUCAAGUUCAACGCUG
This is a messenger RNA of Aphidius gifuensis, 2049 nucleotides long. RefSeq lists its product as uncharacterized. Gene Ontology annotation, molecular function: protein binding. The coding region runs from base 232 to 732 and encodes 166 amino acids. Lineage: Eukaryota; Metazoa; Arthropoda; Insecta; Hymenoptera; Braconidae. The record is from RefSeq and is a predicted model, not a curated record. The transcript has 3 exons.